AUGAACGGAAUUUUGGCAGUAGAAAAACCCAGCGGCGUGUCGUCGUCCAAAGUGGUGCUCCAGAUCCAGUCGAUCUUCGACGGCUCGGACGUGUUUGCCAGCGACUUGGCCGAGAUGAAGCAGAAAGUCCACGACCAGUUGACCCUGGGCACCAGAUGGCUGGAGGCCAAAAUCGCCAACCGCGUGCGCAGGACCAAAAUCAAGAUGGGGCACGGCGGCACGUUGGACCCGCUCGCGUCCGGCGUGCUCAUCAUCGGCGUGGGCUCCGGCACAAAGCAGCUCAGCUACUACUUGGGCGAGUGCACCAAGACCUACGAAACCAGGGCCGUGUUGGGCCAGUCCACGACCACGGGCGACCUGGAGGGUGAGGUGGUCACGCAGACGGACGUGGCCGGCGUGACCUUGGGGCGCUUGCAGCAAGCCGCGGCCAAAUUCGUGGGCACCAUCAGGCAGACGCCGCCAGUGUACUCGGCGCUCAAGGUGAACGGCAAGCCGUUGUACGAAUACGCGCGCGAGGGCAUCCCCGUGCCCAAGGCCAUCGAGCCGCGUGCCGUCAAGGUGCACCUGUUUGUGGUGCACGACGACUUCGGGCCCCACGACAAGUACGGGUAUCUUGCGUGCCCCGCCACGGCUGACCUGAUGGGGAAGGCCGUGUUCAACAACCCCACGCUCGACGACCACGAGCUCUGCUACUCCGCGGAGUUCAUGGCCCGCGCGGACGUGGACGACGCAGACAAAGCCACCAACAUCCGCCCCCAGUUGGUGGACCCGUCGCACGAGCCCUCGGGCAGACCGCCUGUUUUCCACGCCACGGCGUCUGUUGGGUCCGGCACCUACAUACGGAGCUUGGUCAGCGACUUGGGCCGGGCCGUGGGCCUGCUGGCGUUCAUGGCCGAGUUGGUGCGCUGCAAGCAGGCGAACUGGGAGUUGGGCAAGAACGUGUUCCAGCUCAGCGACUUCACCGAGCGUGACCAGAGAGUGUGGGGUCCUGUGUUGAAGCGUGUUCUCGACAAGGGCGACAGCGUCGUCUUGGCGGACGAGUUUGCGGCCGUGGAGGCGGCCGUG
This is a messenger RNA of Metschnikowia bicuspidata var. bicuspidata NRRL YB-4993, 1065 nucleotides long. RefSeq names its product pseudouridine synthase (gene PUS4). Gene Ontology annotation, molecular function: pseudouridine synthase activity; RNA binding. NCBI's taxonomy places the organism in Eukaryota, Fungi, Ascomycota, Pichiomycetes, Serinales, Metschnikowiaceae. The annotation marks the transcript as partial. The record is from RefSeq and is a predicted model, not a curated record. The transcript has a single exon. Gene Ontology annotation, biological process: tRNA modification; mRNA pseudouridine synthesis. Gene Ontology annotation, cellular component: mitochondrion.